AUGUGUCAAAAUCAAUCAAAUCAUUCCAACCAAAACAAACAGCCAGGAAUUUUAUGGCGUUUAUUGAUUUAUUAUUAUGAAAUAACCAAGGAAUUUCUUAGAACUACUGUUUUAAAUGGUUUAAAAUUAUUUUUUCUUGGUUGCUUUUUAGCCGCUUCGUAUAAUUCAUUAAAUUUUGCUAUAAAUAUUGUGGAGAAAUGGCAAACCUCACCGGUAAUGACUGUUAUGAAUCCUCAAACAUCAUUUAUUACAAAAGAACCCUUUCCAGCCAUAACCAUUUGUAAUAUGAAUCAGGCGCAAUAUAGUAAAGUUAAGGAUUUUGAUUUACAAUCGUUGGAUUAUGCUAUGCUGCAAAAAUUAUGUUUUCAAGAACUAAAUUAUUCAUCAUUUCUCCAUACAAAUCCACCUCCUAAAGACCAUAGUUUUUCCAAAUUUAUUGUAAAGAAUGGUCAAUCUUGUGAACAUAUGGUGGUGUAUUGUGAAUAUGGCAAUAGUCGAAGAAUUUGUACGGAUUUAUUUCGCGAGGUACUUUUAGAUGAGGGCUUGUGUUGUUCUUUUAAUGUAGUCCAUCCAUUUAUGCUGUAUAAGGGAGAUUAUUUUAUGAUAAGAGACUAUACCUCUAUAAAUGGUCAAUCGAUACCUUUAGACUGGAGUCCUGAAAAGGGUUAUCCCAGUGAAUUGCCCAAUAGUUUUUAUCCACGAGUCUCUUUGGGACAUGGUAUGACCAAUGGUUUCACAUUAAUUCUCAAUGGAGACAUAGAUAAUUACUAUUGCUCUUCGACAAAUGGACCCGGCUUUAAGGUUUCCUUUCACAAUCCCAUUGAUACGCCACAUGUUAAAGAAACUGGCUUAUCCGUGGCCCUCGGCUACCAGACCAGUUUUCGUAUAACCACUUUAAAGGAAGAGGCAGUAGAGGAUCUACGUACCUUGGCUAAGCCCACAGAACGACAAUGCUACUUCAGUGAUGAAUAUCCGCUGCAUUAUUUCCGUUACUAUACCCGACGUAAUUGUGAAAUGGAAUGUGAUGCUCAUUUUAUGUUGCAAGAAUGCAAUUGCAUUCCAUAUCACAUGCCCAAGUUGUGGAAUAAUAUCACCGUAUGUAGUGUAACGCAUUUCAAUUGUGUGGUGGAAGCUGACAAAGAUUAUGUCGAUGCCAGUCGUUUGGGAUGCAAGAGAAAUUGCUUGGCUAGUUGCAAUGAUCUUUCCUAUUUUCCAAAAGCUUUUUUCACACCCUUAGACAAUGAGGGUUACGCUAUUAGAAAUCCCUAUUUCCGUAACAUGUCCAACGAAAGUCUAAAUAAUAAUUUUGCAAUGCUGAAAAUCUUUUUCCCUCAGAAUCACUAUAGGGGCAAUGUCAAGAAUCCCUAUAUGGGUCUAACGGAAUUUCUAUCACAAACUGGUGGUAUUAUGAGUCUUAUGAUGGGUUUUAGUAUCAUAUCUUUGGUGGAGAUGGUGUACUUUUUUAUUAUUAAGCCUUUGAUUUAUGCUUGGCGUAAAGUUUUUCAUAAAAAUACCGUAGAUGUAAUGGAGAUCAGACCAAAUGAUGAUUAUGAAUUGCAAGAAUAUGGAAAUAACAACAUCAAACAUCAUCGUUAUCCCGUUGCACCACCAAAUGUGUUUGCUAAACCACAAUUGCCGCCCUAUAGUCGAAAUUUCGAACAUCCAAAUUAUGUGCACUAA
Molecule: messenger RNA, 1680 nt
Organism: Calliphora vicina (urban bluebottle blowfly)
Lineage: Eukaryota; Metazoa; Arthropoda; Insecta; Diptera; Calliphoridae
Product: pickpocket protein 28-like
Exons: 8
Coding region: 1-1680 (559 amino acids)
Biological process (GO): sodium ion transmembrane transport
Cellular component (GO): plasma membrane
Molecular function (GO): ligand-gated sodium channel activity
Source: RefSeq, a predicted model, not a curated record